This is a messenger RNA of Mollisia scopiformis, 1716 nucleotides long. RefSeq names its product HET-domain-containing protein. The record is from RefSeq and is a predicted model, not a curated record. Lineage: Eukaryota; Fungi; Ascomycota; Leotiomycetes; Helotiales; Mollisiaceae. The transcript has 2 exons. The annotation marks the transcript as partial.
UUACCCCCGAAUUCAGGCUCCCCAGAGUGCCUUUCACACGCGAAGCAGUGGCUAUCGUCUUGUCAAGCCGGCCACUCAGACUGUCAUCGUGCCAACGAGAACCAUGCACAACUCCCCACUCGGGUUCUUCGAGUUGGUAGCGAUGGAGAAGAUGCGAGUUUGUAUGAAAGCAGAGGCGAGACAGGUCGUUGGGCAACACUAAGCUAUUGUUGGGGCAAUGGUCCUAAGCUCAUUCUGACCAAAGAGACUCACUCAGAUAUGAUGAGGGGAUAUCCGUCGGAAGACUUUCCUGCAACAAUUCGCGACGCUAUUAUCACAACUAGUGCUCUGGGUAUCCCGUAUCUAUGGGUUGACGCACUGUGUAUUAUGCAGGAUUCCAAGAGCGAUUGGGAACAAGAGGCUCCGAAAAUGUCGCAAAUAUACACCAAUGCAGUUUUAACAAUUAUCAAUGCGAAUGCGACAGCGGCAACCUCGGGUAUCUUUCGUGAUCGUGACCGGUUCGGCAAUGGAGAAUACCGAGGACCAACUUGCAGUUUACCAUGGAGACGCACUGCUAGCAAGGAAUAUAUAGCUUCGCAAAAUGAAUCCAGUCUUGCGUUGGAGUCUAUUGUUAUCCGCGGAGGGAGAAGCUCAAAGACCGACUGGCAAGGCCCCGGACCGGAUAAUCUUACCUCUCCUUGGGCGACUCGAGGCUGGACAUUACAAGAAGAAUUAUUGUCCUGGCGCACGUUAACAUUCAUGGAAAAGGAAUUGCUAUGGGGUUGCCCUUCAACCCAACGUGUGAAGCCUAAUCUGGGCCAUGUCAGAUUAUUGCCGAACAAGAACGGCUUGAGUCUUUCCACUUCGCUCCCAGGUCUACGCACACUGAGUACACCGGAAAUAUACACCGCUUGGUACACCAUGGCGGAGAAUUAUUCCAAGCGAAAAUUGACCAAGGAUACGGACAAACUCAUGGCAAUCGUGGGUCUCGCAAAAGAUGCGCAGAACUACAUUACAGACACGUACUGCGCAGGAUUGUGGCUUAACGAUCUCAUUGCCGGGCUUGUGUGGAAAUUCGAUGCGGAAUCCUGGUCGGACACAGAAGAAUACGAAGUUCCACCAGGCUCAAAACUGCCGACGUGGGGUUAUGGACGUCUCAAGGCCAAUUCAGACUCGAGAUUGCCAUCUUGGAGCUGGGCUAGUAUUAAUAAUGAAGUUUACUGGGCAUUUAAAGAGCAAUCUGCAGAAAAAGGGACUGCGCGGUACACAGAAGUAGCACAUGUCGAAGAGAGGAAGAUAGUGUAUGCCUCCGACAGCCCAUACGGUCCAGUAGAAACUUGCAAUCUUGUGCUGAGGGGGCCAACAUAUAGCUGGUCUGCAGCUGAGACAGAUUUUAACCAGACUAGGCCGAAAUUGUAUCACGAUGUGAUUCGACAUUUGAAGAACGACGGCGAAUAUCAAGCACGCCACAAAGAGCACGUGAAUCAAACCAUUUUGGUCCUGCAGCUUGCUUGGAUCGAGGAGCUGGUUCGAACAUACAAAAAGGGCGAAGAUGACACAACUAGGUUGACCUGUGCACUUCUCGUUUUGGAGACUGUGGAGGAGCAAGAGCCAGAAGCGCUGAUAAAUGGCGCGGAAAUUUAUCGGAGAGUAUCUCAGUUGUACUCUGGAGAUGUGACAAAUGAAAAAGCAGUGCGAGAGGCUGAAUGGGGGAUGAAAAGUGUCAGAAUAAUCUGA